Oreochromis niloticus (Nile tilapia) is the source of this 2435-nucleotide messenger RNA. It is a transcript of the gene spata18, whose product is annotated as spermatogenesis associated 18. The record is from RefSeq and is a predicted model, not a curated record. Lineage: Eukaryota; Metazoa; Chordata; Actinopteri; Cichliformes; Cichlidae. Gene Ontology annotation, cellular component: mitochondrial outer membrane. Gene Ontology annotation, biological process: mitochondrial protein catabolic process; mitophagy by internal vacuole formation. Bases 327 to 1808 code for a protein of 493 amino acids. The transcript has 12 exons.
GUUAACUCCCUCGGCAUUGGUUUCGUUUAACAGGAUGACAUUACAAUCGUAUUUACAUCUGGGGGGAGACCACAGUCUGCAGAGUCCUGGCUGAGACAGGAGUCAUUUAUUUAAAACCCUGCGUUGAUUCGUUGCUCCCUUCGUCUCCUCACUCGGUUGCCACAACUGAAGGCGGCGCUUGGCAUUCGUGUCGCAGGUGCAGAAAGCUGCCGGUCCAGGAAUUUUUACUACACUCCUCGUUAAGACGGACCCCCUUCCGCCUGCUGCUGCUGCUGCAGGCCUCCUCCUGGGGCAUUUUUAAAACCUCCCGAGGAUUGUGGAUCGACAUGGCUGAUACUUUAAGGAGAUUGACCAACACAUCUUCAUUCAGCGUCUUACAGGACAAGCUCGAGAGUUGGCACAAAGACUACCAUGUGAUUUCUUGUGACCAGAAUCUGAACAGAUGUUGUGAACUGAUUGAAAUCACUGCCAAAAUCCAGGGCCAACUGUUUGCCAUCCUCAACCUUACAGCUGCAGAAGGUGGACACUAUGCCGGAGUGGACACUCUGAAAACACGACUACUACCAUGGCUCGGAUCCUGUUUCUCAAUGGCGAGGCCCUCAGUCAGUGAUGACACCAGUCUACAGCUCAUCCAGGAUUCAGCAGAGAAGGACAGAAAGAUCAGGGAGCUCUCUGCCUCCCAUGAGAAUGAUUUGCAGAAGCUGGAGACUCAGCUGUGCUCCGCUCAGCUACAGCUGGAGUCGGUCAGAGCAGAGCUGCUUGAUGCUCAGAAGGAACUGGAUGAGACAAAGAGCAAGUCUACAACCACCUUUCUGGCCACUGAAGAUGAAAUAUUACAACUGAAAGCUGAUUUGAGAUCCGCUCAUGAGCAGGUGGACAUUUAUAAGCGAAAGCUGGAAGCUCUCGAUGACUAUGAGCGGCAGAUUCGCCUGUUGAGAGAUGAAGUGUCUUACCUGAGCACAGAGAAAGCCAUGCUGCAAGAGAGGUUGGUGAGGAGUCGUUCUCCGAGCCCUUUGUCCCGGCACAGCCGCUCUUCCAGCCCCGGAAGGAGUGAGUCACCCACCCGAGCCCAGCUCACAAACUCCUCCCGCCACGCCCGCCUUGUGUCGCGCUUCAAUGACCUGUAUGCUGUGGAGCGUCUGGACGCCCAGGCCCUGCUUCGCCGCUACAUUUCUGACUUGGAGAUGGUCCAGAGAAUAAUCUUUAUUGCAGUUGUGGAAUCCUUCAAGACAGCAAAACUGGCUUACCGUCAGUUCAAGCUACGAGUCAGAAAGACACUGUCCACAUCUCACUUUGGGCCGGAAAGUCUAGAAGAUGCAGCUGUGGACUACAUCGUCAGAAACCUGGACCUUUAUGAUGUUCAGACCAGCGUCAAUGAUGUCAUCAAUGCUAUGAAUGUGAACCCUCGGAUCUCCUUCCCGCCAGAGGUGGACUUUGUCCUCAUUAGUUCGUUGAUCAGAGAGGCAUGCAGAGUGGCCUUCGCCAUGCAGACACUGGACCCUCCACUGGACUUGGGCUUUGCCACUGAUGGAGAACUAUACAAUGACAUCAAGUAUCGGCGCAGCUACGACUCUGAGUUCACUGCUCCUCUGGUGAUGUACCAUGUGUGGCCAGCCUUAAUGGAAGGAAACACUGUAAUAGUGAAGGGCGAGGCUGUGACUAGAAGUGGUGCUCUGUGGAGCCGAAGCCGCAGCAGAAGCAGUAGUACCAGCCCUGUGCGCUCUCGCUCUCUCAGCCCAACUCGCAGCCUUGCAUUUAACAGCAGAAGAAGCCUGUCUCCUGGACGUCUCAGAGCUAGCCACCUGUGACAUUUGGCCACAUGUGCUGAAAGUCAAAUGCAUGGUCACACUUGUGCUUCUACCAAAUAAACGGUGAACUGUUCAUUACCUUACCAACCAAAGGCUGUGUGCAUUGUUGGAAGGAAGCUUUACAGGACAUAAGAUGAUAUAGAUUAAGCAAAAUUAGCCCAGUAGAUAACUGAAUAGUUUUUCUACUAUACUAUUUACUCUAUUAAUUUUUGACUAACAGUAUUUUAGUGAUGUUCGGGAACUUGAAGGAAACGCAUAUUUCAGGAACAAAGAAGACCUGCACACUAGCACUUUAUUAGUGCUAAAAUUAGGAACCACACUCAACACUAUCAGUCAACAUUUCAGUGGAAAACUGUAUUACUGUGCUAGUGAUUGGUGCUAAUUUAACAUCCUCCAGUACUUGAGUUACAGAUUUUUGGUCAGUGUUUUUAGUGUUUGCUGCUUGCUGUGUUGUUAUUAUUAUGUUUUUGUUAUUUUUGGUGCUGUUGUUCUAUGUAGAUAUGUAAUACCAGACCAGACUUUCAGAUAAGAUGGUGAUGAGAUUUUUCCAGUAAAAACGUAAAGAGUUGUUCACGUCGUCAUUGUAAAAAACAGAAGGGUCAGUGGCAGUUUUGGGGGGGGGGGGGG